AUGGCAGCGCAGGUUGGAGCCCCAGGGACGCAGAUACAGGUCUCGGGAGAUAUCCAGGUCGUAGACGAUUUGUGGCUUUUGGCACCUGUUGGAGUAGUCAUAGUCUCGCCAUGUUCUCCAACACCGUGCAGCGACAUCACCCAGGACUUCAAUGGCACUGGUCGUCAAGCUGCCCUGCUGCUGCCAACCAGCGAGCGGUUCGGGCUUCGUGUGGAGCUUCCUGCAUCCUGGGACUCUGGACGCAACGACUGGGUGGCAGUCGUUCCUGCACAGGGAAGGCUUGAUGGCGUCAAGGCGAAAAUGUGGGCCUCUGACAACAGCGUGUCCCUGCGUGCUAUGCCCGCGAGCGUAACGUAUCCAGCUGUCGCGUUGACAUUUUCGGUGGAUCUUGCAGUGAGUCUGAGCCCUGGAGCUGCUGCUCUGGCCCUGUUGGGAAGUGCUUCCCAAAGCUACAUCCAGGUCCAGGCUCCUGUCGGCUACACGCUUCGCUGUGGCGGCUUCCGCUCCUCGCUUCCGGACUCGGCCAGAGUGGACUGCCAGGUGGGGCCUGGACCUGGCGAAGCUGUCCUUGGCAUUUCAAACGUGGAUCUGAAUGCUGCCGGCACGCUCCACUUCAGCUUUGGCUUGGACACGCCUGCUGCAGAUCCAAGCCCAAAUUUGUUUAGCAUUGCACUUCGAGAUGCCAGCAAUGUGACCCUGGAUGCUGCGAUGGCUGUUCCAGGCAUGCACAUUCCACAAGCCCGAGUGGAAGCAUUCGUUUCCUUGUUGGUGGUGGACUUUGAAAACGUUGCCCGACUCCAGGCAUGGGGCGAGGCAGCGCAGGAGCUUGGUGUACUUCGCGGCAGCAUAGCUGCUGCCCUGAAUAUCGGCGAGGAAGGCGUUUCCGUGGACUACGUUCAGGCAGUGCUUGGCAUCAGCGACGCGCGGAGAUUGCAGAGCAGCGGCGUCGUGGCGGGCCAGCUGCAGGUGAACUUCUCUGCCUACUCCAACCUGGUCCAAUUGGCAGAGCUGUCGGAUCGCAUCGUCGUGGGAGGCUUCGCGGCGGGACUUCAAAGCGAGCUGGGUCCACGCGCCAUUGCAGCCGGUCUCGUCGAGCUGCAGGUCACCGGUGCCUCUGUGCCUGCCACACCAGUUCCCAGCCAGCCUCCAAAUGUCACCACCCCGACGCUGCGCUGGAGCAGCGCAGAUGCGAAUAGCACGGGCACCGUGUCUGUGAACCUGAUCUUCCAGAGGUCCACAUCAGCCAUUCGAAUCUGA
Symbiodinium necroappetens is the source of this 1257-nucleotide messenger RNA. NCBI's taxonomy places the organism in Eukaryota, Dinophyceae, Suessiales, Symbiodiniaceae. The record is from the annotation of a GenBank genome assembly.